AUGGACUCCCCAUACACACUGACUCGAGGUCCUGAUGCUGGCGAGGAGCAGCGCCUCCAUAAUCAGCAUUACAAUAUGUGGAUGCCAGUUGCCAAACAACUUUUGCCGCCUCACAUUUUUGGUGGCCUGGUGAAGCCUGACCAUCCUCCUGCUAUAGCUGAUCUUGCCACUGGCACUGACGGUUACGAUUACGACCCAUCGAAGUUUAUUGAAGCUUUCGAGCUACCUAAUAAUGUUCGACUUUUCCCCGGGGACAUACUUAAACCGUUUCCUGAGCAAUUGCGGGCGCAGUAUGAUGUGAUUCAUGUACGAAUGCUCAUACUUGGCCUCAAAGCGGACCAAUGGGCAGAAGCGGCUCAAAAUAUCAAGAUGCUGCUGCGACUAGGAGGUUGGCUAGUGUGGGAGGACUAUGGACACUCAGGAAUUACAUGUGUGCCCGUGACAAAGGAAUUUGCGCUGUGGAGCAACGCUGAAGUGCAGUACGCCCGCUCUGUUGGCAGAGAUAUUACAGCCCCAAUGCGACUUCUGAGCCAAAUUCAAGAAUCUGGAUAUGUCAAUUGUCAUGAGAGCAUCUAUCAUAGCUUUGGUUUGCCGGAAAAUCUUCGUAAAACCACUGGACGACUUUUCAUGGCCGCUGCACGCCAAAUUUUAAAAGGCACACUUGAUAAGACUGAAUCGACAAUUGUUAAAUCUCAUGAUGAGGUAGAUGGGAUAGUUGACAAGGUCAAAUAG
Trichoderma harzianum CBS 226.95 is the source of this 732-nucleotide messenger RNA. RefSeq lists its product as hypothetical. The transcript has 4 exons. Bases 1 to 732 code for a protein of 243 amino acids. Lineage: Eukaryota; Fungi; Ascomycota; Sordariomycetes; Hypocreales; Hypocreaceae. The record is from RefSeq and is a predicted model, not a curated record.